Eutrema salsugineum is the source of this 1704-nucleotide messenger RNA. RefSeq lists its product as uncharacterized. The transcript is spliced from 5 exons. Bases 1 to 1704 code for a protein of 567 amino acids. The record is from RefSeq and is a predicted model, not a curated record. Lineage: Eukaryota; Viridiplantae; Streptophyta; Magnoliopsida; Brassicales; Brassicaceae.
AUGGGAUGUCCAUUAUGUGGAAAGCAUACUGAUAGUUUAUGGUUACCUAAUAGCAGGAAGCAUGUUUACAUGUGUCAUAGAAAGGGAUUAUCACCCACGCAUAGUUACCGUGGGAAGAAGGCAUGGUUCGAUGGAAAAGUUGAAUAUGGAAGGAAGGGUAGGAUUCUAACGGGUCAUAACAUAUCUGUGUUACUGAAGAAUUACAAAAACGAGUUUGGAAAUGUUAGACAAGCUGGAAGGAAAAGAAAAAGGGUUAUUCCUGCGGAGUCAUUAGCUGAUAGUGAAGACGAAGAAUCCGAAUCAGAGGAGGAAGAGGAAGUAGAUGAAGAAGAAUUAUCUAGAUGGAAGAAACGAUCUAUCUUUUUCAAUCUUCCUUAUUGGGAGGAACUCCCGGUCAGACAUAACUUAGACGUUAUACACGUAGAAAGAAAUGUUGCAGCGAGCAUCAUUUCCACCUUGCUGCAUUGUGGAAAUUCAAAAGACGGUCUUAAUGCUCGUAAAGAUCUACACGUCCUUGGUAUUAGGAAAGAGUUGCAUCCUAAAGCCAGAGGCAAACGAACUUACUUACCUGCAGCACCGUGGACUUUGUCAAAGGAAGAGAAGAGACUAUUCUGCAAGCGUCUACAUGAGUUCAAAGGACAGGAUGGUUAUUGCUCCAAUAUAUCCAGGGAGAAAAUAUCAGGAAUGGAAAACGAAAUCGUUGAGACUAUUUGUAUGUUUGAGAGAUUUUUCCCACCUAGUUUCUUUGAUAUAAUGGUUCACUUGUGUAUACAUCUUGGGAGGGAAGCUAGAUUAGGUGGACCUGUGCACUUUCGAUGGAUGUAUCCUUUCGAGAGACACAUGAAACUGUUGAAAGACUACGUCAGGAAUCCUGCAAGACCGGAAGGAUGUAUUGCUGAAUCAUAUCUAGCAGAGGAAUGUAUGCAGUUCUGCAGAGAUUUCUUGAGGAAGACCACAAGUGUCGAAGGUAGACAAGAACGAAAUACUGAAUACGAAAGCACUUCUAUACUCGGAGGGCGACCUAUUUCUGCUGGGAGGUCUAUCACACUUUCUGAAGUGGAAAAGAAAACAGCACACCUAGCUGUCAUUCAGAAUACCACACUGAUACCACUUGACUCUACGGAACAUGAUGACACACUUAAGUGGAUUUCAUAUGGUCCACGUAAUAUGGCUAGAUCAUACACUGGUUACGUUGUUAAUGGUCUGCGGUUUCACACAACAUCAGUUCAGAGACAAACGCAAAACAGUGGAGUAUAUUAUGAAGCAACUGCAAUGUGUCGAGCCAGUGCAAGAGACACUUCCCAAAUCGUGGAUUUGGUUUCUUAUUAUGGCAGAGUGGUGGACAUUAUCUUAUUAGACUACAACGUAUUCUACAUACCUCUAUUCCGAUGUCAAUGGGCGGUCAGAGGCAACGGUGUGAAGGUGGACGAAAGUUUUACGUUGGUCAACUUGAACCAAAGUCAAGUCUUUUUCGCAAGGGAUCCAUUCAUUAUGGCAUCUCAAGCUAAGCAAAUAUUCUAUUCCAGAGAGGACGAGUCUUCAAAUUGGUAUGUGGUUAUGAGAGGCCCUUCAAGGAGAUACACUGAGGCAGACAGUGAUGAGGCAGAUGCUGGGCCAUUACCAUUGAGUGUUGACAUGAACGUAGAAGAUGUUGACGCUGAAGACCAACCUGCAAGGGUUGAUUGUGAAGGAAUAUACGUUUAG